AUGGCAACCAUUGAAGCCAAGCUUCAGCCAAACCCACCUGUGAUGAAAAACCAAAAGCUGUUUCUUGGUGCCCAAAUUUGCUUGAGGUCUUUUGCCUUGGCUACUACAUUAGCUGCAACAUGGAUCAUGGUCACAAGCAAACAGUCCGUCGAGAUUGUUGGCAUAGCCUUUGAUGCUAGAUAUAGCUACUCCUCUGCUUUCAAGUUCGUGGCUUUUGCAAAUGCUGUUGUGAGUGCUUGUUGUUUGGUGUCCUUGCUCUUUGUUUUCCUUCUCCAUCUCCGAGGCUCAAAUCCCAAUCACUACUUCUUCUUCUUCCUCCAUGAUUUGUUCAUCAUGUGCUUGGAGCUUGCUGGAUGCGCGGCUGCAACGGCAAUAGGGUUCGUGGGGAAGUAUGGAAACAGCCACACUGGUUGGACUCCGAUUUGUGAUCACUUUGAGAAGUUCUGUCACAGAGUAACAAAAUCUGUGAUUCUCUCCUACGUGUCUCUCGUAGUAUUACUGAUGCUUACUGUUGGCUCAGCAAUCAAGUCUAGAGAGAUUCGGGUUUAG
Messenger RNA from Argentina anserina (silverweed cinquefoil), 549 nucleotides. Its product is annotated as CASP-like protein 1F1. The transcript has 3 exons. Lineage: Eukaryota; Viridiplantae; Streptophyta; Magnoliopsida; Rosales; Rosaceae. The coding region runs from base 1 to 549 and encodes 182 amino acids. The record is from RefSeq and is a predicted model, not a curated record.